Molecule: messenger RNA, 1371 nt
Organism: Osmerus eperlanus (European smelt)
Lineage: Eukaryota; Metazoa; Chordata; Actinopteri; Osmeriformes; Osmeridae
Gene: tmem72
Product: transmembrane protein 72
Exons: 5
Coding region: 241-1062 (273 amino acids)
Source: RefSeq, a predicted model, not a curated record
UGUAGACUAACUCCCUCAGCCUCAGAGAGCCUGACACUAUGGAGUACAGAGUUCCCUCCAAUCUGCCAUUAGUGCCUUCCCUGCCCUGCUAGGAGCUGCCAGCUGCUAGGUACCAGCUCAGUGAUUCCGCACCACCAUGCUGCUAUAGUAACCAGCUGGUUCCCCGGGGAACCCGCAGGCGAAGGUUUGGAGGACACAGCAGAGGAGGAAAGAUUCACUGAAGGAGGACAGAGUAUUGCUAUGGGGAGCCUGGAGAGAGUGUGGUGGGUUGUGGUGGAAUGUGCCUGCAGGAUACUGGGUAUCUCUACAGCUGUAGUGCUGUGUGCUGUGGGAGUAGAAACCUUGGGACAGGGGGAGUUCCACAGUCUGGCUCUCUAUCUACUGGUGUCAGCUGCUGGUAUGAUGCUUUUUGAAAUGGCCUACUUCCUGGAUGCCCUCCUCAUCAUGUGUCUGCCAUGUCCCCCAGACUGGUGUCUGUUUGUGUUGUGGGAGAAGAUGGCUCAUCUCGGAGGCUUCCAGAAGUUUCUUUACUACUCCAUCAUGUCUGUGGUCUGCUUCCUGCACCCAGUCCUGGUGUGGCACGCUAUUAUACCAGGUACUAUGACUCUGACAGGGACAAUGCUUCUGCUGACAGCUUUCUUCAAUUUUAUCCUGAGCAAGAAAGCCAAGACAGCACCUCCCAAAGGUCCCGAGGACAGCUCCAGUGAGUCGGGGCUGUCCAGUGUGUGUGUGGCAGAGAGAGGGCCAAGCUCGGAGCCCACCUUCUCCUUACUUUACAUGGUGACGGGAAGGAAGGGGACAAGCCUGGCCUCUGUACCCAGGGGCAGGAGUCUUGGAGUGGGGGAGAGAGGAGAGAGUACCCAGGCUAUGCUGGAGGUAGAGCUAGAGCAUAGAGGAGGAUCAACAGAGAGAGUUAGGGAGGAUAAGAGAGGGAAGGAAAAAAGACACGUCUUUUUCAGAGAACGAGAGGUCUCGGGGGAGAGGGAGAUGCAGGAAAUGGAAGGAUUCUGCGAGUCAGAGCCAGAGACAACCUCAGACACAGCUCCUAUGAUCUCUGGCUGACUGAAUAGUUAUCCCAAGAGCUCUGGACCUUUAAGGAAGUAUUGCAAUGCACUUAUUUUGCCAACUCAUGUAUAGAGGGAAAGCUUUUCACUGGCCAAGAACGCCAGCUCAAGCCCUUUUCUUGCUAUUCAACACCACUAUAGAUUUUUAAUCCACAAUAAAAAAUAUAAUGUAGGUUUGAAUUUUUUCUAUUUAAUGAUCAAUUGGAAGAUUAAGGUUUAUAUAUACAUGUGUAUAUAUAAAAUCUUGUAACUGCACAUAGUGUACCCUAUAUAUAGUUUUUGCACUUACAUUAAAUAAAAUGAUUUA